Molecule: messenger RNA, 363 nt
Organism: Schistosoma turkestanicum
Lineage: Eukaryota; Metazoa; Platyhelminthes; Trematoda; Strigeidida; Schistosomatidae
Source: the annotation of a GenBank genome assembly
AUGUGUAUGGAUUUCAUGCCAAGACAUCAUAACAUAAUACGCUUUCGUAUGGGUCGCCCGUUUCCAUUAUUACAUCGUGAACGUCAGUCAAUGGGUACAAGUUAUAUGCAACGUUUAUAUCGUGAAGCAUGUCAUUGGAGUUCAUUUACAUUAAAUUACAUAGAGUGGACAUAUGAAUACUUUGUUCAAGACCCACCAACUCCAAUUAAUUGUCCCAUACAAGGAAAAUUCAAAUUUAUUCAACGUGGUCAAGUGCAAGAAAAGUAUAUAACCAAAAUACCUAAUGGAAUGACUCCUAGACCAUGGGUUCAAGUAAGAUUGAUCAAAGUAGCAUUAUUAGUGAUCAUAUACAGUAUGUAUUAA